AUGAAGAUCCUCUUCUUCCUAUUCCUUGCCGGAGCUGCCCUGGCUAAGGAGUCCCCACUUAAAGCAAUUCUACGAUCACCCGUGGAAACUCUGAAGCUCUACAAUUCCUUUAAAGGCGAGCAGCAACUCUCUUUUCAAGCAGCUGAAGAUCGAAUGAGAUUCCGACUGUUCAGAAAAAGUGCGGAGUUUGUGGCAGAGGAAAAUUCUGUUGAAGGAGAGACGGCAGAGUUCGCUCUCAACUUCUUCUCUGCGUUGACUGAGUCCGAGAAACAAUCAUGGCUAGGGUUUAACGCUACCGGUGCAGAACCAAACCCUCUCCCUGAACUAAACUCUGGGCUUAAAAGUGAUAAGACCCCAGAUGAAAAACUGUGGACUGAUGAAGGUAAAGUGACCGCUGUAAGAAACCAAGGGGCAUGCGGAUCCUGCUGGACCUUCGGAGCAGUUGGUGGUCUGGAGACAAGGUACGCUAGAGUAGCUGGAUUUCUGAAGAGAUUCUCUGAGCAAGAGUUUCUGGACUGUGUUUACGAAGGAAGGAAAGAUGGGUGUAGGGGAGGUUGGAUGAAGGAUGCCUACGAAUAUUCAGCUCGAGCUGGAGGACGCCUCGCUAGGGCAGCAGAUUACCCAUACACUCAACGAGACGAGUACUGCCAGGCUUCCAGCAAGCCUGAUGCCAUGAUCGCCGCAAAGAUUUGGGGGAAUGUUGCAGUUGAACGAAGUGAGCAGUCUAAUAUCAAUGCUUUGGCAGACGGAUCUCUUGCUGUUGCCUUUCAGGUCACUGACAGAUUCCAAAGUUACAGCAAUGGAAUCUUGAAAGACGAGACGUGCAGGGGAUAUCCUAACCAUGCAGUUACUGCAGUGGGAUACACUAAGGACUACGUUCUGGUAAAGAACUCUUGGGGUGAAUACUGGGGAGAUGCUGGAUACGUGAAGUUUACACGAAACCACCACAACUGUCAUCUGUGGAACUUCAGCAGUUACCCUAGUCUAGUUCCUACUGGAAUAGUGGACGACGACAAAGCCCGACCCACAACUGGUCCGCGACCUGAUCCUAAUCCUAAUUGCAGAGAUAAUGACCCAAACUGCAUCAAGGAUUGGUGCGUAAACGCCUACAUUGUUAAGGAUCACUGUCAGAGGACCUGUGGUGCGUGUACUGAUGGUGGAGAUGAUGAUGGAGAAGAUGGCUGUCCUGGGGGCACGACACUGUGUCCUGAUGGAAUCUGCAGACACGAACACAUGUGUUAG
Molecule: messenger RNA, 1242 nt
Organism: Bolinopsis microptera
Lineage: Eukaryota; Metazoa; Ctenophora; Tentaculata; Lobata; Bolinopsidae
Product: digestive cysteine proteinase 3-like
Exons: 1
Coding region: 1-1242 (413 amino acids)
Cellular component (GO): lysosome
Molecular function (GO): cysteine-type endopeptidase activity
Source: RefSeq, a predicted model, not a curated record